AUGUUAAUUGAAAUUGAACAUUGGUCUGGUGCUGGAAAUCGUUUUGUUAUAGUAGACAAUAGACAAAUAUCAAUAAAUAGUCAGUGGAAUAUUCUAGUCAACAGUCUGUGUAAACGAAAAAAUCUACCAGAUGCUGAGGGUCUCCUUGUUUUACUUGAAAUAAAUAAAAAUAAUUCAACUUGUAAGUAUGACUUCUAUAAUCCUGAUGGUUCAACAGGAAUAAUGUGUGGAAAUGGAGCUCGAUGUGCUGUUCGACAUGCAAAUUUAGCAGAUAAUGUUCAUUUACAUGACAUUGAAUUAAUAUUAAAUGGCUGUUCAUAUAGAGCAAAACUUUUUGAUAAUGAUCGUGUUGCUUUAGAAUUACCUUUAUACGAAGAAUUACGUUUUAUUGAUUCUUGGAUAUAUGUUAAUGUUGGAAGUCAUCAUAUAGUUAUAGAUGCUCGUUCUAUAAUUCAAUCAAUUGAUGAAUUCCGUCAAUUUGAUAUCAUCAAAUUUGCAAAUGAGAAUUUAAAUUCUUAUCGGGAAAAGACUAAAAUUCCUAAUUUAAAUUUAAAUCUUGCGUAUCUCGAUGAUAUUGAUCAAUCUAUGAUUUAUUUACGAACAUAUGAAAAUGGUGUUUAUGAUGAAACACAAGCAUGUGGAACAGGUGCUGUUAGUACCGCUGUUGGCUUUUGGAAAAAAAAUAUUAUUAAAAAUACAAUUAUUCAUUUGAUGCCAAAAAGUCAACGAUUAUUAACUGUUCAUUUAAAGCUUGAUCAUAACCAAGAAAGCAUUUUAGAAAUGAUUUUAGAAGGUGAUGCGAGACAAGAUGCACCUGUAACUCAAUUUGAUAUUAAAUCAAUGAAAUAUCAAUAA
Molecule: messenger RNA, 855 nt
Organism: Rotaria socialis
Lineage: Eukaryota; Metazoa; Rotifera; Eurotatoria; Philodinida; Philodinidae
Source: the annotation of a GenBank genome assembly